Colossoma macropomum (tambaqui) is the source of this 2379-nucleotide messenger RNA. It is a transcript of the gene lcmt1, whose product is annotated as leucine carboxyl methyltransferase 1. Gene Ontology annotation, cellular component: cytosol. The transcript has 11 exons. Bases 329 to 1306 code for a protein of 325 amino acids. NCBI's taxonomy places the organism in Eukaryota, Metazoa, Chordata, Actinopteri, Characiformes, Serrasalmidae. Gene Ontology annotation, molecular function: protein C-terminal leucine carboxyl O-methyltransferase activity. The record is from RefSeq and is a predicted model, not a curated record. Gene Ontology annotation, biological process: C-terminal protein methylation.
UAAACAACACCGGAAAAAAAUAUGAAGAAGAAGAAGAAGAAGAAGAGCAGCCGUGCACUAUGGGAUAAGUAGAGGGUGGAGAAGGAUGUGAAUUGUUAUGCGAACAAAAUAUUCAGAUUUUCAGUCUAUUAAGUGUUAGCAUAAUGAAUACUGAUCCAGUGUUUUCUAUUUAAUGAGCUGUGAGAACGUUUGCAUUGUAUCAUUGGUCUUGUCUUUGCAGCGCUUCGAGUGCGUUAACGGAGCUGGUUAGCUUAGUGUUGAGCAUACAUGUAGUGUUUUCUAAUGUAAAGAAGCGAAAAUCAGUUAUACGCUGAAUUAUUAAGAGUUAAUGGCGUCCCACGCACCUUUCACUGAUUCUGAUACUGCUGAUGAAGCAGUCCGAACAACUUGCGACGAUGCAUCGACAUGCAAAAGGUUUGCAACUAGCAAAGGCUAUUGGACAGACCCUUACAUACAGUAUUUUGUGCGGCAGACAGGUGAACGCAAGGCACCUGAAAUCAACAGAGGCUAUUAUGCGCGUGUACAAGGAGUGAACCACUUGCUGGAUGCUUUUCUCAAGAAGACACAGUGUGACUGCCAGGUGGUCAAUCUUGGAGCAGGACUGGAUACCACCUUCUGGAGACUGAAGGCUGAGAACACUUUGCCGAAAAAGUACUUUGAAGUUGACUUCCCCAUGAUUGUUGCCAGGAAAAUACACCAUAUCAAGACAAAACCUCCAUUGUCAAAGCCUUUGAUUGAGACCCAUUCAGCUGAUUCACUCCUAUUAGAUGGUCACAGCCUGGACUCAGACAGAUAUUGUAUCAUCGGCACCGAUCUCAGAGACAUCUCAAGUUUAGAAGAGAAACUCAGAAAAUUCCAGAUAAAUACAGAGUUGCCCACGCUGUUUGUGUCUGAAUGUGUACUGGUGUAUAUGACCCCUGAGCAGUCAUCCAAACUGGUGCAUUGGGCAGCAGACACCUUCCACACUGCCAUGUUCAUCAACUAUGAACAGGUGAACAUGGCUGACCGCUUCGGUCAGAUUAUGAUUGAGAAUCUGCUGAGACGUCAGUGUAAUCUGGCUGGAGUGGAUGUGUGCCAAUCGUUGGAUUCUCAGAAAGAACGCUUCCUGUCAACAGGAUGGGAGAGUGUGAAUGCACUGGACAUGAUGACAGUCUAUAGCCUGCUUCCUCAGGACGACAUAAGCAGAAUUGAACGACUGGAAUUUUUAGAUGAAAAGGAACUGCUUCAGCAGCUUCUCCAACACUACAGUAUCUGCUGGGCUGUGAAGGAUGCACUUAGUUUGGGCAUUUCACAAAUUGGCUUUUAAGCGUGAUGGGUAUCUGGUUGGGAAGCUUCUUCUUUGUGCCAAGGUCAACAUGAAUCAGAGGAAGUCAUUUCAACUCUUUUUUUCUUUUGUGACGUCAAUAAAAGAUGAGGCCGCUGUAUUUUUGUCUUUUUGCAUGGUUCCCUUAUGUCUCCCCUGCGCUCCGUGUGUUGCACUCAUGAAACUGUAAUCGUCUGACUAUUUUGAGUGUAUGCCGUGCCACUAAAUCGUUAACUCAUUAUUGUAGCAAACAUAUUUUGUUUAGUCACCCUUUUAGCUGUGUUAAAUACUAGACUGAUAUGGCUUAUCUUAUCUGGGGGUCAUUGGUAAAAAGGGAAUGAGUGUGGAAUUUCAGAAAAUUUCAGGAAUCUUUAUAUUAAACUUUGUUUUUAGUUAUUAGCACUAAAAACAUAGGCUGCAUAAAUAGUUUGUGCUGUUAAAAUACAUUGUGAUUUCUUUGUCAUGCAUUAGAGUUUUGGUUUCUGUCAAAAUUGUUCAGAAUUGGCAAGCUAACAGUACACUUUGCACUGCAUGGUGGAAGGUACUUAUUUGUUUGAAGAGUAAUAGAUACAGUAAUAAAAUUCUAUGGCUGGUUAUUUAAUGAUAACACAUUCCUCUGUUUUAAUUACAUACAUUUUUAGUCAUGUGAUGACCUGUAAAAUACCACAUUUGAAUAUAUUCAUGUUUUAAAAUUUCAAAACUGAAUUCACUUGUUCGAAUUUUUAAAACAACAGUUUUAAAUUUAAAACAAUUACAUACUUUUGAAAUAUGUAUAAUUAUAUUGGAAUAUAAUGUUCUGCCUUGCUUUGUGUUUAAAUGUGCUUAGCAGGGCAUUUUUGCAACAACAGGGAUUCACAGUGGAGAGUGGACCCUAACAGCAUGACAACUUUUGUUUGUGUGUGAGUCUUUCAGGGAAAAUAUUAACCCAACAUGGCCUUGUGCGGCUGUGUGCUGUCACAGGUUCCCCACUGACAGAUUAGUAUGCAGUACUCCAAAGGUAGAAUUGCUCAUAUGAUUUCUUUUGCCAAUGCUGUUAAAGAUCAACAUGGUCAUUGAUAUUAAAGAUUUAUAGAUGA